Messenger RNA from Aspergillus aculeatus ATCC 16872, 999 nucleotides. RefSeq lists its product as uncharacterized. The record is from RefSeq and is a predicted model, not a curated record. Gene Ontology annotation, molecular function: aldose 1-epimerase activity; carbohydrate binding. Gene Ontology annotation, biological process: beta-D-galactose catabolic process via UDP-galactose, Leloir pathway; glucose metabolic process. NCBI's taxonomy places the organism in Eukaryota, Fungi, Ascomycota, Eurotiomycetes, Eurotiales, Aspergillaceae. Bases 1 to 999 code for a protein of 332 amino acids. The transcript is spliced from 2 exons.
AUGGGUGACCAUACCUCCGUCAAGUUUACCUCUCUGGGCGCCAUCAUUCAGGAAUUCAACGUGGGCGGUCAAAACAUAGUCCAGGGAUUCACAACCCAGAAGCUAUACGAGGAACACAAUAGUCCCUGGUUCGGUGCCAACAUUGGCCGGGUGGCCAAUCGGAUCAAGGACGGAAUCAUCCGCAACCUCAAUGGCCGUGAAUAUCAGCUGGAGCAGAACGAUGCCCCCAACGCCCUGCAUGGUGGUAGUCAAGGCUGGGGCCGACGCAACUUCGAGGGCCCGACCGUCCUCCAGCGGCAUGGCAAGGAAACCCUGCUUUAUACCUAUCGGAGUCUUCAUAACGAGGCCGGGUACCCGGGUACGGUGGACUUGAAGGUCUUCUACACGGUCAGCGAGGAGAAGGAGGGUAACAUCACCCGAUCCGUGCUGGAUAUCGAAUAUGAGGCCGAGUUGGUGGGCGAUGAGUGCGAGGAGACCGUCAUCAACCUGACCAACCACAGCUAUUUUAACCUAGGGAGCGGCGCAACCACCGAAGGGACUAUCGCCAAGCUGUCUACACAAGAUUACCUGCCUCUUGAGGGUGGGAUCCCUCGCGGCCCGAUCGAACCCUAUCCCAGCCAGGUGACGAAAGAGUUCACCUUCGGGCCCGAGAAUCAAUUUGACGAUAUCUUCGUUAUGGAGCGCGAGAUCGCCCGGGUGCCACUCGAUACACGCGGACGGCCCCUCCAGCUGCAGGCCGAAUUCCGCCACCCGGACUCGCGUCUUAACCUGCAGGUGUAUAGCACGGAGCCUGCCUUCCAAUUCUACACGGGACAAGGCAUCGACGUGCCGGCCACGGAAGGGAACCCGAGCCGCGGGCCAUUUGCCGGGUUUUGCAUCGAGCCUAGUCGCUUUGUCAACGCGAUCAACGAACCAGCUUGGCGGCACACAGUGGUCCUGAAGAAGGGAGCUCAGUACGGCAGCAAGAUCACCUAUAAGGCAUGGAGAGACCCGCGCUGA